This is a messenger RNA of Betta splendens (Siamese fighting fish), 2717 nucleotides long. Its product is annotated as guanine nucleotide-binding protein G(i) subunit alpha-2-like. The coding region runs from base 725 to 1792 and encodes 355 amino acids. Gene Ontology annotation, biological process: gamma-aminobutyric acid signaling pathway; adenylate cyclase-modulating G protein-coupled receptor signaling pathway. NCBI's taxonomy places the organism in Eukaryota, Metazoa, Chordata, Actinopteri, Anabantiformes, Osphronemidae. Gene Ontology annotation, molecular function: GTPase activity; G protein-coupled receptor binding; G-protein beta/gamma-subunit complex binding. Gene Ontology annotation, cellular component: heterotrimeric G-protein complex. The transcript is spliced from 9 exons. The record is from RefSeq and is a predicted model, not a curated record.
CGGGUACUCGUUUUUUUGUUGUUUUUUUUCUUUUCAGUGAAGGUCUGCGCUGUUGCGUCGUGAGCUGGGAGGUGUCGGCGCUGUCUCGCUGUUCGUCGGGCGGUGGGGAACUUCACGGCGACUACGGGUGUGGCUUCAAACGUGCUAAAUCUCUACGCGGGGACAAGAAUGCGACGACAGUAAGAAUUAAAGCAAAAAAAAAAGGUAGAAACGGCAACGAGAAAUAUCCGGUGAAGGCGGCGAGCGCGUGCGGGCAGCGGGAAUCCAAGAGCUCGCGGUCCACAUGCUGGAGUACUUUUCAUGCUGAACUUCGUGGCCCGUUUUUCGCGUGUUUAACCUGCUCCGAUGUUCCGCAUUAGCUAAAAAGUGCACCCUCCUUCAAAAAGUUACUCGUGCUUCGUUUUUCCGCGACUAGACAACUUCCACUCCACGGAAGCCACCAGCGCCGGAAGACUGACAGAAAGAAAACGUGCAUUUAGGAAUUUCGUCAAAAGCUCAAGUUCACCUCGCAGAAGGAAAUUGGUUUUCAUGAUUUUCGUUUCCUCUCGCGGAUGAACGGACUCCGUCGCCACUCUUCAAAAGGGGAAGUCGCCUCGCGUUACUUCGACCCUUGUUUUUAAUAUUCAGAGAGAGCGCGCGGGGGGCUUUGGCCGCAGUCGUCAUUUUUUUUUCCAGGUGAUAUUUCCCCACUAAAGCAGCAGACCUGAAGCGAGCACUGGGAACCAUGGGCUGUACGGUCAGUCAGGAAGAUAAAGCCGCGGCCGAGCGGUCCAAAAUGAUUGAUAAGAACCUGAGGGAGGAUGGAGAGAAGGCGGCGAGGGAAGUGAAACUGCUGCUGCUGGGUGCUGGAGAGUCAGGAAAGAGCACCAUUGUGAAGCAGAUGAAGAUUAUUCACGAGGAUGGAUACUCAGAAGAUGAGUGUAAGCAGUACAGAGCAGUUGUCUACAGCAACACAAUCCAGUCCAUUAUGGCGAUCAUCAAAGCCAUGGGCAACCUCAAGAUCAACUAUGAAGAAUCUGCACGAGCGGAUGAUGCCCGCCAGCUCUUUGCCCUGUCAGCAGCAGCAGAAGAGCAGGGUAUCCUGCCAGAGGACCUGGGUAAUGUCAUCAAACGACUGUGGACCGAUGGUGGUGUCCAGAGCUGCUUCACACGAGCCCGAGAAUAUCAGCUCAAUGACUCUGCAGCCUACUAUCUAAAUGAUCUGGAGAGGAUAGCCAAAUCGGAUUACAUCCCCACACAGCAAGAUGUACUCCGGACCAGAGUCAAGACCACUGGCAUUGUGGAAACACAUUUCACCUUCAAGGAUCUGCACUUCAAGAUGUUUGAUGUUGGAGGCCAGCGGUCAGAAAGGAAGAAGUGGAUCCACUGCUUUGAGGGAGUCACAGCCAUUAUCUUCUGUGUAGCCAUGAGCGCGUAUGACCUGGUCCUGGCUGAGGAUGAGGAGAUGAACCGGAUGCACGAGAGCAUGAAACUGUUUGACUCAAUCUGCAACAACAAGUGGUUCACAGAGACGUCCAUCAUCCUGUUCCUCAACAAGAAGGAUCUGUUCGAGGAAAAGAUUGCCCAGAGCCCUCUGACCAUCUGCUUCCCUGAGUACACUGGCUCUAACAAGCAUGAGGAGGCCCAGGCUUACAUCCAGACCAAAUUCGAGGACCUGAACAAGAAGAAGGACACCAAGGAAAUCUACACCCACUUCACCUGUGCCACAGACACCAAGAACGUGCAGUUUGUGUUCGAUGCUGUGACCGACGUCAUCAUUAAGAACAACCUGAAGGACUGUGGCCUCUUUUAAAAACACACACACACACACACAUUGAGAGCGAGUCAAGAUUACUUGAACAGUUCUGAUGACAAUAUCGAUGGGGAAUAUACACACAUCAUGAAUGACUGCACUGGCAAACUACAAUUUCUGCUUUGAUCUGCUUUUUAUAAAGACACCUAAAAGACUGAAAACCUGACGAGCCUUGCAGAAUUCUGAUCCAGUUGCUCGUAUUGCUAACUCCUUGGGCAAUGACCACAAAAAAUAGCAUUUAUUAUUAUAUUUUUUGUUCUUUUUUUCCAUUCUUUUAAUUACUAGAGGAAGCAAAGGAAAACAUUUUUAUAUAAAUGCAUUCAUUUUACCUGUAGAGAUUCUGAUGUGCAAAUUAUUAAACUCUUAAUCAAAUGAAGCUGAUAUUUUAAGAGAUGAAGCACAAGCAUGGACAUAAAACACGAUUGACGAAAGAAAAGUGCUUUUUUAUGUUUACAUAAGUUUAUCAUACGUAGCCAAACUUGCAUUUUCAUUUUAAUUUCAAAUAUCUGCUCUGUAAUCUGCACAAAUUAUCUAACAUUACUAUAAAAUAUAUAAAAAAAAAGUUAAAAGUUAAAAAAGGAAAAAAAAGGCUUCACAUGCAGAAAAUUAAAUUUUAACUGAUAUUUAAAGUCUGUGUGUACCUAACAUCUGUCUCUUUUUAUAGUACCUUUUCCAUGUCUGUUGCAGUAUGUUUGUGCCUUGACUUCUGUUUACAGCCAAUUUCCAGAUGCUUUCAGUACUGUUUGACCUACUGUGCGCCUGUAUUCUCCUUCCAUUUUCCUGCCUAGCACCUAUGAAUAUUUAGUGAAUAUUAAUGAGAGACAAAAAUCUAAUUCAGACAAAGUUAGUGUUUUUGGUAAAUAAUAAAAUGCUUUAAAAGUCCUAUAUGAUAUGAUUUAAUUUAAAUAAAGUAGAGAUCCUCUGA